This is a messenger RNA of Pyricularia oryzae 70-15, 156 nucleotides long. RefSeq lists its product as uncharacterized. The transcript is spliced from 4 exons. Lineage: Eukaryota; Fungi; Ascomycota; Sordariomycetes; Magnaporthales; Pyriculariaceae. Bases 1 to 156 code for a protein of 51 amino acids. The record is from RefSeq and is a predicted model, not a curated record.
AUGGCCGAGGUGGAGUGGGGGGGUGGGAGUCGAGCAAACAAGGGUAAGGCAUGGGCGAAUAUAAAAAUCGCAGUUGAAAAGGAGGGGGCGUACGGAUGGGCAGUAGCAGGUAUGCUGGCACGACGGUGUGGGCAAGGCUCGGGCACAGCCGGCUGA